AUGCACCUUUCGUCUAGACGAGCCGCCAAUGAGAAGCUUGAUUUUGCUUCGAUUGAGAUGGUAAUUCUGGCUUUCUGGGUGGUGUGGCUCUCCAAGCUGCGUUUGAACGAAUGGAAGCGCGCUGCAGACAAUGGCUGCACCCUGCUGGGCGUUGAGCGUCCGAGCUUUGAGAUUGUUCAUCGGCUCAAGAACGGCCGGACCUAUGAGUCCCCGAGUUCCCGCCUCCCAAAGGGAACGAAGCACGUUAUCGACUGGGUUCACCCGGAUGUCGACUUGGCGUCGCCUUGUAAAAUGUGA
Molecule: messenger RNA, 297 nt
Organism: Colletotrichum destructivum
Lineage: Eukaryota; Fungi; Ascomycota; Sordariomycetes; Glomerellales; Glomerellaceae
Exons: 2
Coding region: 1-297 (98 amino acids)
Source: RefSeq, a predicted model, not a curated record